This is a messenger RNA of Cryptotermes secundus, 2398 nucleotides long. RefSeq lists its product as uncharacterized. The record is from RefSeq and is a predicted model, not a curated record. Lineage: Eukaryota; Metazoa; Arthropoda; Insecta; Blattodea; Kalotermitidae. The transcript is spliced from 2 exons. The coding region runs from base 19 to 1830 and encodes 603 amino acids.
ACCAACUUUCUUUUGCAGAUGGGAAUCCAAACGAUAGCGCUGAUAGCGUGGACGGUAUGGAUGGUUAUAGCAAGGGGCGUGGCGUCGGAGUGUAAUUAUUUCCAUGACAUAGCAGAACGUAAAAUUCGACAGAUCAAGGGGACUGAAAAAUUAUUGCUAGAGGUAACUGAUCCAAAAUACAGUGGAAAACGCAUAAGAAGGGGAGUACUUAAUUUCGUUGGUGAAAUUAGUAAGAUUCUUUUCGGAACUAUGGAUAAUGAUGAUGCUAAAUAUUACAAUGAGCAGAUACGACACUUUGAAGAAAAUUCUGAUAGCAUGACGAACCUGUUGAAACAACAGUUGUCUGUAGUAAAAUCCACUCUAGGGGCCAUAAACGAAACCCUCUCGGAUAUGGAGUACAAUGAGGAUGUCGUAAAGAGGGGACUAUCCCAAAUUAAGGCGUAUGUAGAAUCAGUGAUUUCAAAUACCACCCGAGUUACUGAUGCUUUGGCUGAUAAGAUUACGGUAGAAAGCCACAUUGCACGCGUGAAUGAGGCAUUGAAUACUUUACAAAGAAGCCUCGAUGUAGUGAUUGAUAGCAUUAUCAACGCGAGGAAGGGAAUUCUGCAACUGCAAGUGGUACCUCCCAGCCUCCUGAUGGAUGCCUUAACACGUAGUUUCCCGUCUUUUCCUAAGGAAACUAUGGCUCCCUUCCCCUUGAGCAAAGACUCUAUAAACUUACUGCUUAAAAUUUGUGAUAUACAUGUCUAUUUGAGUGAUGGUAUAUUGGGUUACGUGGUAGAGUUACCACUGGUGAACAGAGGAAAUUUUAAGAUACUCAAAAUGACUCCAAUACCAGUAGCUCUAGAAUUAAACAAGUUUCUGUACAUUGAUACAUCUGAAUCCAUGCUGUGCCUUGAUCAAGCAAGACAAUAUUACUUAAUGUUAAGCGAGGACGAGCUAAGGCAAUGUAAGACCAAGGACUCCAACUCAUAUGUGUGCAAACAAAAACAUCCUUUAAUGUCUAGCCAUGUACAUGAGUCUUGUUACAUUAGGCUACUGCAGUCAAAUGAGAGGAUCCCAAGGAGUUGUGAAACUAGAAUAGCGAAAUUAACUAAUACUGUAUGGGUACAGUUAAUGCAUAACGAAUUGAUAUAUUUCUCCCCUUCCAUAGACAGUGUAACAGUGCUAUGUGACGGGAAGGAACCUGCUGACGUGUUGCUUACAGGAGUGGGAAAAUUAAGUAUCAAUAGUGGGUGCAAAGGGUAUAGCACCUCGGCGUUGCUGCAAACCAGUUUUACUGUAGCCAGUAAUUCAUCUGUGAAAGGAGGAGACCUGCUCACGCAAGUCCCCCUCCGAUUUGAUUGUUGUGAGGAACUCAAUAUGAGGGUCAACCUUAGUAGCAUACAUUUAGAUAUGAAGUUCAAGCAAAUUGUUUCCCACUUAAAUGAUUUGAAAUAUGCUAGUUUCAAGGUUUCCGACCUAGAAAAGGAAAUACAGGAACAAGAAUGGAAAAACAAGCACAUCAGCAGCCAUAUGUCCUAUUCUGUAAUGGUAUAUAUUAUUUUUGCAAUUAAUGGUUUGUAUGCACUCUACAAACUGUAUAGGUAUGUAAGGAACCGCUGGUUACACGCCGGCAACCCCAGGACGACCACCGCGGCUAUGAAAGCAAUUACAGCAACAGAAUCUGGUGGAAUGGGGAACACUGUAAAUAUAAACAUCAAGACAAGUAAUGAGAGCUUGGUCGCAAGCCCCGAAACAAUUCCCCUCCAAGGAUCUACCCAAUCCUUGCAGGACGAAACCCCUACCCAGAGGUCCCUCGGACCCCGGCUAGCUAAAUCCUAUUUCUAAGGACCCAUUGAAGUGUAAAUGGUCCUUCCACUUAACGGGGGAGGUGUUGUAUAUGCGUUAUUGUUGUAUAAGAACUAUUUCAUUUGGUAAAGGUGUUGUAUACGCUAUGUUAUUUCAUUAGCAUUUACUCUUAAUAUGUUAUUUCAUUAGCAUUUAACUUUAAUACAAAUGUAACAGAAAUGGUAGCGACACAUGAGGACGCAAGCAGGCAGUCGAGAUAACCAGGGUGUCAGACACGUGACCUCCGUCUUAGGCAGCUGUGUGGCUGCUAAAAAGCACGUACAAAAUAGGGUCCAGGGAGAGAAGCCCACACAAAAAAGAGGCGAGACAUAAGCAAGUAAACUAACAGAGCUCUGCUCUGAAAUAUUCCUUACGACUGGUGGUGUUAUUAAAACAAAGAAUGAAAACAGUCUGAUGCAGACGGAGCGAGAGACUAGUCGUUGACCGAGAUAGCGGCUAGGUAGAGCCAAGACAGCCUUCCCUCCCUGGAACCCUAGCUAUCAGUCCUCAGGUGUAGCGUACAUGUGUAAUCUACAGAAAUUAGUUAAUAAACUCAAUUUGCUGAUUA